AUGAAGUUCGGAGAAUGUCUAGUGCUAGUUGCACUUGCUUUCAUAUUUGAGACAUGGAUGCAUAAUAUGAGCAGUGCUCAUGGCAAGACGCUGAAACCAGGUGUUUACAAAACCCUGCAAACGAAGGGAUCGGCUGGCAAAUUGAUAGCUGACUUCACCACGAAGCUUAAGCCAGACAGACCUACAUUCCACGUGGCAGAGGUGGACCUUUAUCGCGGUGAGAGCAUUACCAUCACGUGCCCGAACGCGGAAGGAGGCGCCAACUUCUACCCAAGCAAAUUAACCACCUACUAUACGUCACCCCCUCGUGGUGGUGCUCAUCUUGAAUCAUCGCCAUACACCAAGGCGGACAUAGACAACGAGCUUCUGUCGUUUGCUGAUGAAAGGCUGGGGUUCCUGGAUGAUAUCAACGAUUCGCUGAUUCUCAUGCCGUAUUGCGACACGUCAAGGCGGCUGUCAUUCCUAUGGACCGGAGAGCCACUACGAAAACUUUCCACAAUGUAUUUUGUGUGCCUGAAUGAAUGUCACAGGCGGGAAAUAUACACCCCGUCGGCGCUCAUUGCCGUCCGAGCCAUACCCGACCGACCCAUCAUAGUGGAAAAUCUAAUUCAAAUCAGCCAGAUUGAAGCCCUUCCCCAAAAUCACGAUCUGGUUUAUACGAAGGAAUAUUCCCCGGUUGACAAACUAGUAGCACUGUGCAAGGCCGAAGGAGACGAAAAGGGGAUAGGGGUUUGGACACCAGUCGACCAUGGAGCAAUGCAGCACAAUAUAUUACAUUCGGACGGGAUCAGUAAUUCCCGUCUUAAUCCAAAAUGGGAAGAAGCGGUUUCGCUACUCAACGUGACCGUGAAUUUGAAACAUAUCGAUGUAGGGAACCUAACCGUAAAGAGCCGAGACUUGUCCUCGCUCUUUCGCGUGUUCCACGGGAGCUUUUAUCUGAGCUGCACGUCAAGCAAGCAACAAUCAGAAAGACUGUUCCAUCUUGUUUCCAACACCGUCUCAGUCAUAGACGUCAUCAAACCAAGUCCUCGGGCGACGUCGGAUAGUGAGGUGACCCACCAACUGAACGCGGUGCAGCAUCACGAAUAUAACUUGACCCAUGCGAGAGCCGUGUCCUUGUUCUGCCCACUCGAAACGCACACGUUGUGGCCUCCGAGUCUUCUAACGGCUGCCGCAGAAAAAUUCGUGAUAGAUAUGCGCCUCAUGUUUCCUAGUACGCACUUGUCGAAGCGAGGGGAUUACCUCAUGGUCAUUGAUUUCUCCAACAGCUCGGCGCUCGAGGACAUGAAGCUAAAUAUAAGCUGCAAGAGCAGAAGCCCAGCAUACACCUCAUACAUUUUCACGCUGAGCAAUACAAAGAUGUGCCUGUUCGAUGAUAACAUGGAGCAUUGGCGGCCUUGCAAGGUCAUCCUACGCCCCUCUGAGGAGUUGAUCAUCAGGUGCCCCCGCAGAUCUGAGAAGGAGUACUACCCGCUACAACCGGAAGACCCCAGAGAGGGCUACAUAAAGGUUGAUGACGACUACGUCACCGAUAGACAUGGUGCAAUUACAAGGACGCUAGUGACAAACCCCAGAGGAGAUACGCACAAAAUUGUGUUCAGUGGCAUCCAUGAUCGCAGCCCCAUCAGAGACGAAAUUCACUUCGAAUGCAGCAGCCAUCAACGUGACUAUUCCAUAACCGAGAACAGUGCCAUCGUGAUAAUCAAACUGGUGGGGAAUUUCGAGGAGUUUGACAGUUCGGGCAAAAUUAUAAUACCAGAUGACGCUAUAUUAAAACCAGCGGAUGGGCCCAAGCUGUUCCACAUCUCUCUGGAUCCGGGGCAAAAACGACGGAUAGACUGCUCCGACUUUUUUAUCGACCGGCCAGCUACCCGGUUGUACCCGAACAACGAGUGGGAAGUGUUCGACGACAUACCGCGGUUCUACCCAGGUGUCCUCGCGGACAAAAUUCGUGGCAGGCCAGUCUACGCCACCAGGGCCAUGUAUGGGCUGACUAUGGUGAAACAACCAAAAGCCCUAACAUCGUCCGUCGAGCUGUACCUAGACCCCGAUUACAAACUGUCGUCGAGAAGCGACAAUGCAAUGUACUUUCUGUGCGCAAGGAACAAUUCUUGGGACGACCUGCACAGCGAUGUCGCCGUCGUACAGGUAUACAUACAGAGCAACACUUCCAACUACUACGGGGUGAGUGCCGAAGACGCAUUGUUUCGGCUUGACUAUGCCUACGCAAGGAGCACUUACAGGAGUGCAACAUUCAACAUCGCCGAACACAAUAUAGUGGCAUUGCACUGCCCGAAAGGGCCGGAGGAUAAAACUCUGCCCGCAUGUCAUGACAUUAACGCGCCAUCAGUAGGUGCACAAAACGCUGCUACGGAAGCCGCGGCGGAUUCAAGUCGCUGUGCAAACAUCUCACGGAACAUGUCCAGAAACGAAUCCCAGGUUCGACGCGUGAGUGCCGCUGCUCGACUUCACAAGAGACUGCACGGUGGAUCCUAA
Molecule: messenger RNA, 2496 nt
Organism: Babesia ovata
Lineage: Eukaryota; Apicomplexa; Aconoidasida; Piroplasmida; Babesiidae
Product: phosphatidylinositol 4-kinase
Exons: 2
Coding region: 1-2496 (831 amino acids)
Source: RefSeq, a predicted model, not a curated record